Messenger RNA from Sinocyclocheilus anshuiensis, 838 nucleotides. It is a transcript of the gene nat8l2, whose product is annotated as N-acetyltransferase 8-like 2. Bases 59 to 760 code for a protein of 233 amino acids. NCBI's taxonomy places the organism in Eukaryota, Metazoa, Chordata, Actinopteri, Cypriniformes, Cyprinidae. Gene Ontology annotation, molecular function: N-acetyltransferase activity. The transcript has 2 exons. The record is from RefSeq and is a predicted model, not a curated record.
GUGAUCGACAGUGCAGUGCAGACACGAACCGACCAUUGACUGGAAAUAAAGGAUACUAAUGACCAAAUCAAACGUGCACGCUGUGAUCCGGCGAUAUCAGCCCUCUGACCGGGCGACUGUGGAAACCGUUUUCCGGGAUGGAAUGAUGGAGCACAUCAAUCCUGCGUUCAUGUACGCCAUGACCCGACCUCUGCACAUCGCUGUAAGCCUGUUCUAUUACAUUGGCGUGUAUGUGAUGGCUGGACAGUCCGUCGUUCUGGCCCUGGUGUCUGGAGGAACCUGGAUCAGCCUGGUGUACUUCUGCUGCUUUGAGUUUUACACCGGCUACGUCCGGGCGAAACUGAACACGGACAUGCAGGACAUCCCGGGUUACUACCUCAGCAAUCCAGAUAACUGCUUCUGGGUUGCUGAGGCUGAGAUACACGGCCGGCCUCAGGUUUUGGGUAUGGUGGCGGUGGAAGGUAAAAGCGACCCGGGAAGCGAAGGAAAAAAGUUUGGAGAGUUCUACCGGAUGAUUGUUUCAUCCAGCUGUCGCUGUUCUGGUCUCGGUUUACGGUUGGCCAAAAUAGCCGAAGACUUCUGUAGGGAACGCUGCUUCUCAAAGAUCGAAUUUUCCACCUCGUCUACACAGAGAGCAGCCGUGGCGUUGUACUUUAGGCUGGGUUUUAAACUCGUCCUGGUGCAUACUCCGUCCGAGUCUCCCAAGUGGAUGAUCUGGAUGACUAGAGCCACGAUUCUGACCAUGGAGAAGAACAUCUGAUCAUUAGCUUCUCAUCUAAAGGCUUAAAUCCUAGAAUCUGAGUUUUAUAGUUCUGACUGAUGUACUGUUUUUCUUUCA